CAUCACUGACGUUAACAUGAAAAGUUUCCUUUAGAUUGUUUGUUGACGGUUUUAAGAGUGUUUUGUCUGGUCAGUUAUUUCGCAUCAUUUGUUUUUUUCGUUUUUUACGAACGAAAUAAUGGCAUUUCGUGCAUGUGGAAUUAGUAGGAGUAAUCUUAGAUGGAGUAGGUUAUUUUCAAGUAAAGACAUACAAAAGAAAUCCAACAUAGCAGAGCGCAAAAGUUUUCGAGAGAUUACACAAUCGCCAGAGGAAGCUAAGCAUCUGCAAGCUUUAAAAAGUCCAAUUACCGUAACUGAUGAGGACGUCGGUUAUGUAUCCGGUGUUCCCGAGGAGCAUAUCAAGACACGCAAAGUACGGAUAUAUCAACCUGCCAAGAGUGCUAUGCAAUCAGGAACGAACAACAUUCAAUUUUGGCAAAUGGACUUUGAUACUCGUGAACGCUGGGAGAAUCCAUUGAUGGGUUGGACUUCCAGUGGAGAUCCUAUGUCAAACAUGAAAGUUGAUUUUGCGACAAAAGACGAGGCGAUUGCACAUUGCAAGAAAAUGGGAUGGGAUUAUUAUGUGCAAAAGCCGAAUAUUAGUCUGCCGAAACCUCGUAGCUACGGUAGCAACUUCUCUUGGAAUAAACGUACCAGAGUUUCAACUAAAUAAUCCACUUGUUAAAGCUGUCGUAAUUGCAUGCAAAAGCAACGAUAAGUGCGUCGCUAAUUGUAAUUAUCUAAAAAAUUUCUGGAACAAAUAUGUAUUAUAAUGCCAAUAAAUGUAUAUAUAUUUA
Messenger RNA from Cyphomyrmex costatus, 776 nucleotides. RefSeq names its product NADH:ubiquinone oxidoreductase subunit 18 (gene ND-18). NCBI's taxonomy places the organism in Eukaryota, Metazoa, Arthropoda, Insecta, Hymenoptera, Formicidae. Bases 119 to 652 code for a protein of 177 amino acids. The record is from RefSeq and is a predicted model, not a curated record. Gene Ontology annotation, cellular component: respiratory chain complex I. The transcript is spliced from 3 exons. Gene Ontology annotation, biological process: electron transport chain.